Molecule: messenger RNA, 1464 nt
Organism: Prunus armeniaca (apricot)
Lineage: Eukaryota; Viridiplantae; Streptophyta; Magnoliopsida; Rosales; Rosaceae
Source: the annotation of a GenBank genome assembly
AUGGAGAGGUCUAAUCAAGAGCCAUCUGACUCUCAAGAGAGGGCAGAAAAAAGGAUCAGUAAGUUUGCAUCUCGGAAACCUGCCCUGCAUUGGGAUAGGGAAUUUUUAAUGUCAUUUUUCAGGACGCCAGUGAAAUGUGAUACGGAAUUGGUAAUAUUAUUCUAUAUUUUAUCUGUGUCACUGGAUCCUUUGUUACUCUACAGUCUUAUCCUCAACGAUGACAGGAAGUGUGUCGUAGUGGACACAAAAUUGCAAAAAAUAGCUAUUGUUUUGCGAUCAUUGGCAGAUCUUUCCUACAUAUGGUCCAUUAUUCGUGAUAUUCGUGAUGAUGGUGGUAUUCUUGUUUUUAUUUUAGCGCUUAUGUUUGAUGGUCCAGUAGUUUUUCGGAGCAUCCCAAUAGCCAUUUUGGCUGUUCUUCCUGUUCCGCAAGUGGCAAUUUUAGUUUUCUUUCCAAGGCUGAGGGCCUCGAGAGCUGUGAACAGAAUGAGGAUUAUGAAUUCACUUAUUCUGUUGCAAUAUGUGCCACGAAUUUAUCCAAUAUACAGACACUGCAAAGAUCUUAACAAGAAUAAACUCGACAAUUAUAUUUCUGAUCAAAUAGAGCGUAAAACAUGGGUCCCAGGGCUUCUCAAUUUCAUCCUAUAUAUCAUUUCUAGUCAUGUAUUCGGAGCAUUUUGGUAUUUCUUUUCUAUUCAACGACAGAUAGCAUGUUGGGGGCAUGCUUGCCAAAGUGGAAAUGGAUGUGAGUUCCGUAUUUUUGAUUGUGAUGAUGGUACACUUAGAAAUGUCACGCUUCUAAAUGAUUUAUGCCCCAUAAAUCCAUCAAAUGCAAAAGUAUUCGAUUUCGGUAUAUAUCUUGAUGCUCUCCAGUCUGGCAUGUUGGGGUCAACAAAUUUUCCGCAAAAGGUCUUGCAGUGUUUCUCUUGGGGCAUACGAAAUCUAAGUUCUUUUGGUUCGAACCUCAAGACCAGUAUGAACGCAUGGGAAACCCUCUUUGUGGUUUUUAUUUCUAUAAGUGGCCUGCUACUGUUUAUAUAUCUCCUUGGACAUUUGCAGACAUUUAUGCAGGCGACUAACAAGGAAUAUUGGAUUCGGCGGAAGAUGCGGAAGAUAAAUUCAGAAAUAAAACGAAUGUCAGUUGAAUAUGGCCUCCCUAAUGCAUCCAGCGAUAUCCAUAAAAUAGUACGAAGACAAAUUCGACGAGAGGAAGAUCUUGCUGUGAAGAAUAUAUUCUCUAUUCUUCCCUCAGAAGUUCAGGAUAUUAUCAAGCGCCAUCUCUUAUUGCCUAAACUAAAGGAAGUGCCAACGCUUCAAGGUAUGGCCCAUGAGCUGUUGGAUGCAAUCUUGGAGGAUCUUGAGCGAGUAACGUAUGACGGAGGCAACUGUAUUAUUCGAGAGGGGGAGCCACUUGAUAUGAUGAUCUUCAUCUCACGGGGGCAGGGUUCUUACCUACAACGCUACUAG